GCAAAAAUGGCCGGAGUUUGUCUGCUGGUUUUCAUUGUUUAUAUUCAACUGGGGAUAUCUGGACUGAGUGCUGACACUGCAGAGGACAACACAGAGACUGUGUUUAUCUCUCAGCAGACAGCACACGUGGUGCUGAAACGCCAACGACGAUACAACAGUGGCCGUUUGGAGGAAAUCCUACAGAAGGCUAACCUGGAGCGGGAAUGUAGGGAGGAGCAAUGUAACAUGGAGGAGGCCAGGGAGUGGUUCGAGGACGACGAGAAAACUACACAGUUCUGGGCUGCCUAUAUUGAUGGUGAUCAAUGUGAGCCAAAGCCCUGCCAGAAUGGCGGAGUUUGUCAGGAUGGAGUAGGCUCGUAUAUCUGCUGGUGCAGACCGAACUUCAGUGGCAAAAACUGUGAGACCGACAUGAGCAGACAGUGUUCUGUCAACAAUGGUGGCUGUUCGCAUUUCUGCAAAAUGCAAGCACGGCGGGCUGUAUGUCAUUGUGCAGCUGGUUAUAAACUUGGAACAGAUAGAAAAAGCUGUGAAGCAACAGGAUCAUUCAGUUGUGGUAUUGUGAGCCUGUCCCCUGGAGCUGUUACCAGAUCACUCAGGUGGGCAGCAUCCUCAAACCCAGCAAGCUCUGUUAAAACACAACAAAACUCCACCAGCAGCCAUCAGGAUUACUACGAUUAUUAUGAAGAAACUGAGGAUUACCCCAACCCCCCAUUGAAUGCAUCAGACCUGUCUGACAACUCAUCAGAUUCUGUAAUAAAUAUAAGGUCAGUGCGGUUGAGCUCCAGUUCCUCUUUAAACCCUGCUAACACUGUAAACAUCAGUGCCACAACAGAUGCAACCAAAAGUCCUCUAGAAAAGUAUUCCUGGGGUUUCCCUACACUCCCCACCAUCACAGAGGACAAAAACUCAGACCAGAGGAUUGUUGGAGGAAAUGAUGCCAAACCUGGAGAGAUACCUUGGCAGGUGGCCCUAAUGACUUUUCUACCCAAGUAUAACAAAACGCUGCCUGUCUGUGGAGGCUCUCUGAUUAGUGAAUUUUGGGUAAUCACUGCAGCUCACUGUCUGGUUAAGGCCAGAUUAAAUGGACACACCCUCUUCGUCAGAACUGGUGAAUUUGAUGUGAACGUGGUCGAGGCUACAGAGAGCAACCAUGAUGUGGCAGAGGAGCACAUCUUCCCCUCUUAUGACUAUAAUAAAUCCCAGUUUGAUCAUGAUCUUGCCCUACUGAAGCUGUCCACUCCUGUUGUACUGUCAAAUGAGAGACGUCCCAUCUGCCUGGGCCCAAAACCCUUCAUACAGAGUCUCCUAAGAGAUUCCAGCAGCUCCUUGGUGAGCGGCUGGGGACGGACGGGCAGCCUGGGCCGUCUGUCCGACAAGCUUCAGAAGAUAUCUGUUCCUCACGUGGACCGUACGCUGUGCCACCAGAGCAGCAAGUCCAAAAUCAGCGCUUUUAUGUUCUGUGCUGGCUUUUCAGAUGGUUUGAGUGAUUCCUGUGAGGGGGACAGCGGUGGACCGCAUGCCACCAACUACAAAGGAACUUGGUUCCUCACUGGCAUAGUCAGCUGGGGGGAGGGUUGUGCCCAGAAGGGGAAAUAUGGUGUCUACACCCGAGUUUCACGGUACUACUCCUGGAUUACUGGAAAAACUGGAAUCUUAGAGAACAACUGA
This is a messenger RNA of Cyprinodon variegatus (sheepshead minnow), 1668 nucleotides long. RefSeq names its product coagulation factor IX-like (gene f9b). The record is from RefSeq and is a predicted model, not a curated record. Gene Ontology annotation, biological process: proteolysis. Lineage: Eukaryota; Metazoa; Chordata; Actinopteri; Cyprinodontiformes; Cyprinodontidae. Gene Ontology annotation, molecular function: serine-type endopeptidase activity; calcium ion binding. The transcript is spliced from 8 exons. Gene Ontology annotation, cellular component: extracellular region. The coding region runs from base 7 to 1668 and encodes 553 amino acids.